AUGCUGCGUUUCAUUACGGUCCUGGCGGCGAUAGCCACGGGCGCGCUAUCCGUCGCAGUCUCGCCUGCUUUAGCCCCAGAUAUCGACCAGACAACACAGCUUCCUCUCGUCAUCUGGCACGGUCUAGGGGACGACUUCGAGCGUGAUGGGCUGCAAGAAGUGGCUGACCUCGCUGCCUCCGCCAACCCAGGCACUCACGUCCACCUCAUUCGACUAGCUGAUACAGGAGGUGGCGACCGUCAAGCGACCUUUUUUGGCAACGUCACCGAGCAAAUCGCAACCGUUUGCCAGCAACUGGCUGCAGAGCCGAUCCUCAGCUCCGCCCCCGCCAUCAAUGCUUUGGGAUUCUCACAGGGCGGCCAAUUCCUUCGCGGCUACAUUGAACGAUGCAAUAACCCCCCGGUACACAACCUCGUUACCUUCGGCAGCCAGCACAACGGGAUUUCGGAAUUCCAGUCCUGCAAGACGGGUGAUUGGAUCUGCAACGGGGCCGAAGCACUGCUGCGCUCUGGUCAAUGGACCGAUUUCGUACAGUCCCACCUGGUUCCAGCGCAGUACUUCCGCGACCCCAACGAGCUAGAUGAUUACCUUGAGCACAGCAAUUUCUUGGCCGAUAUCAACAAUGAGCGGGUAUUGAAGAAUACGGAUUAUAAGAAACGUCUGGCAACGCUGAACAAGUUCGCGAUGUUCAUGUUCGACAAUGAUACAAUUGCAGUGCCCAAGGAGAGUGCACUUUUUGCAGAGGUGAAUAUUACCAGUGGGACGGUGACUCCGCUACAGGAACGCCCGAUUUACAAGGAGGAUUGGCUCGGAUUGAAGCAGUUGGAUGGCCAGGGCCGACUGGAUUUCAAGUCUGUCCCUGGUCAACAUAUGCAUCUGACUGAUAAAAUCCUUGAGAGAACUUUCAAGGAGUACUUCGGCCGCGUCCAGAAUUCGCAGUUACGACUUCAGAUGGAAUCGCAACAGGAGCCGGUGACCCAGCCCUUCUCAGGAUCCUCGGGCUUGUUGGUGCAAGCGCAGCCAGGCUUCUAA
Molecule: messenger RNA, 1032 nt
Organism: Penicillium argentinense
Lineage: Eukaryota; Fungi; Ascomycota; Eurotiomycetes; Eurotiales; Aspergillaceae
Product: palmitoyl-protein thioesterase family protein
Exons: 1
Coding region: 1-1032 (343 amino acids)
Cellular component (GO): lysosome
Molecular function (GO): thiolester hydrolase activity; palmitoyl hydrolase activity
Source: RefSeq, a predicted model, not a curated record